AUCUCCUUCAUUUCAAUCAUUUUCGAUCAAAAGAGCUAGAACUGAGUAAGUUGGGGGCAAAAUUAAGGUGGUGAUGAGGAUUCCGGUGAGGUUUGAUAGGCUGGCAGCGGCGUUCAAUGAGGCUGCGGCGAGGGCUGUGGCGGUGCGGCUGUGCGAGAGCAGUGGGAGUGAGCAUUCUCCGGCUGCUGAUCUUUCAGAUCUUGUGAAUUCUUAUAUUGAGAAGGAAUGUGGAAAUGUAAAUGGUGAGCAGGAGGAGAACGAAAACAUCAGUGAAGAAUCCGAUUGGUUGGAGUCGGAGACAAAGGAAAAAUUGGAGGAUUUGAUGGGGAAAAUUUUCCCGAAUGGUGAUAAAGAUGAGGAAGUAAAGCAGAGGCUUUACGCGGCGACGGAAAUUGUAUGCCAGAGAAUAUGCGACGGAAGCUCGUCGCCAGACUUCAAACGUCGGCUAAUGUCAAGUUUACGUGAUAGCGGCUUUGAUGCUGGUUUGUGCAAAUCCAAGUGGGAGAAAACCGAGCGGCAUCCUGCAGGGGUUUAUGAAUAUGUAGAUGUGAUUAUUGAUGGAGAACGUUAUAUUGUUGAAGUAAAUCUAGCAACGGAAUUCGAAAAUUUCCGGCCAACAUCUGGCUAUAUGUCGCUGAUUGACAUCUUCCCACGGAUUUUUGUCGGGAAAGCUGAAGAACUGAAGCAGAUAGUGAGAUUGAUGUGCACUGCAAUUAGAAAAUCUAUGAAGAGACAGGACAUGCAUGUUCCUCCUUGGAGGCGGAACAGCUACAUGCAGUCCAAGUGGUUCGCUACUUAUAAAAGGACAACCAAUGAAAUUUCUAGCAAUUCCAAGUCACCCAAAUCAAUUAAUAUGUCGUUAAGAACUGCAGUUGGAUUUGAGGCUAGGCCGACGAAUCCAUACCAUUGCAGAGAUGAUUUUGUGAGAAAGGUGGGGCUGAAAGUUGGGCACCUAACAGCUGCCUUGAAUGGUUCAUGAUCAUGGAAAACUUUUAUCCUCAAAUUGUAAAUAUAUUUUCCAGUUUUAAUGUUUUCUUAAAUUUGGGGAAGACGUCUACAGAAUUCUUUUUCCUUCCCUGAGUGCGAAUGUCCAGGAUUUUAGAUUUUUAGGAUGGGUGUGAGGUUAUGGGCAUCGGAAUAAGUCCAAAUUUCUGUAAAUUGCAGUGGGCAACAGGAACACGAUUGGGAUUGCCUCUUCGUAGCGUUUUGCAAAUAAAUGCUGAAGGAAUGA
This is a messenger RNA of Rubroshorea leprosula, 1231 nucleotides long. The record is from the annotation of a GenBank genome assembly. Lineage: Eukaryota; Viridiplantae; Streptophyta; Magnoliopsida; Malvales; Dipterocarpaceae.